UUGACAAAACACUGCGCAGGGAUCAAGCAGCCUUGUCCUUCAGUGCUGCUAGCCGGUUAGCCUUCACUACGCUUCAUUGUUGGGAGUGUUAAUAACAACAGCACGUAAAAGGAAAUUACACCGCUGUGGACCAUGGCGGCAAGGAUUUUGCCCGUAGUGAAACUGGCCACCAAGGUGACCAUUGCAGGAGGAGCCCUGUACGUUGCUGUUGACUCUGGUCUGUUGGGAAGCAGUGAGCAGGGCUCGAAGGCCCUGGAAAAGGCCAAAGCAGCAGUUCCACCUGCCAUAGAAGAAUGGAUGAAGUACUUUGGCCUGGAGGCUCAGCUUCCAACCGUGCCUAAGAUUGAAUUUUCCCCUGUUGAGACGUGGAACUCUGGAGUGCGGUGGACCAUCUCAAGUCUUUCUGAAGCUCCAACAAAAGCAAGCGAAUACACAAGUCAGGGACUGCAGUACCUGAAGGACCUCACCAAGUGAACAGGAACUCUCCGGGUGACCUGACAAUUUCAAUCCGCUUGACUUUUGCACUUGAGAAAGACAUUUACUUCUAUAAAAGUUGUAACCCCUCCACGAGACAGAAGAAACACCCAACAAGAAAGAAAACUCUAGAUGAAAAGAAGUUGUGAAAUCCAGCUACAACGAGCGUACUCUGCUGAACGAGUACUGUGGUUAUUUAACUGAUAGUGGUAUUAUGUGGGCAUUGUACAUGAUGCUGGGAAACAAAAUGUAUUUAAAACAAAACGUUCUGUCAUUUUGUGUGUACCACAGAUGGAAUUAUUAACACUGUCCAAUGUAGAGUGUUACGUUACCCUGUUCUCACCCAACCCAAAUAAUGUUGUGAAGAGGAUGUCUGUUGUAUAUGCAAUUUCACAAUUUGCGAGUAAUACAUCGAUCUUAAAACAUG
Stegastes partitus (bicolor damselfish) is the source of this 901-nucleotide messenger RNA. It is a transcript of the gene micos13, whose product is annotated as mitochondrial contact site and cristae organizing system subunit 13. The record is from RefSeq and is a predicted model, not a curated record. The transcript is spliced from 4 exons. Gene Ontology annotation, cellular component: MICOS complex; mitochondrial crista junction. NCBI's taxonomy places the organism in Eukaryota, Metazoa, Chordata, Actinopteri, Pomacentridae. Bases 133 to 474 code for a protein of 113 amino acids. Gene Ontology annotation, biological process: cristae formation.